GAAAACGACCCAGAGAUGAUGAUGAGGGUCGGGUUGCGGACGUGCUGGGGAAGAGGAAAGCCUUAGAGGAGGCGCAUCAGCAUGUGAUGGGGUCGGGGCCGAGACUUCCGCCCUUUGAUCUGCAGGCACCGCCGAAGCUACCCUUCGGCAUGGAGGACGUGUUCGCUGAAGGGGUAGAGAAGGUAGACUUCUGCAGGCUACGCCAGCAGAAGAAGGAAGUGAACCUGGCUAUGCACCGGCAGGAGGUGCCUUUGGUGAACGUCUUCCUGGAAGGCGUGAAGAGCGACCCUGAGGCUCUAGCGAGGACCCCAGCCUCUUCCUUCAUAGACCGGGCCCAAAAGACGAUACUCACCUCGGCCUAUGCCUUUGGCGAGAUGUAUGUCAGCAUGGCCAAGGCUGACAAGGAGAUCCAGAGGCUGAAGAGGCGGGAUGAGCUGGCCAAGAGCAAGAUAGCUGAGGCGCAGGAGGCCAUCCGAGAGAAGAACGCCCUACUGGUGCAAAAGGCGGCCCUGGCCAAGGAGGGAAGAGGGCUGAGGCCCUUGGUGAAGUAG
This is a messenger RNA of Prunus dulcis (almond), 551 nucleotides long. RefSeq lists its product as uncharacterized. NCBI's taxonomy places the organism in Eukaryota, Viridiplantae, Streptophyta, Magnoliopsida, Rosales, Rosaceae. The record is from RefSeq and is a predicted model, not a curated record. The transcript is spliced from 3 exons. Bases 87 to 551 code for a protein of 154 amino acids.